This is a messenger RNA of Cyphomyrmex costatus, 657 nucleotides long. Its product is annotated as cytochrome c oxidase subunit 1-like. The transcript is spliced from 2 exons. Lineage: Eukaryota; Metazoa; Arthropoda; Insecta; Hymenoptera; Formicidae. Gene Ontology annotation, cellular component: respiratory chain complex IV; membrane. Gene Ontology annotation, molecular function: heme binding; cytochrome-c oxidase activity. The annotation marks the transcript as partial. Gene Ontology annotation, biological process: electron transport coupled proton transport; mitochondrial electron transport, cytochrome c to oxygen. The record is from RefSeq and is a predicted model, not a curated record.
CUUUACUUUAUUAUAGCAAUUUGAUCCGGUUUAAUCGGCUCUGCAAUAAGUAUACUUAUUCGCCUAGAAUUAGGUACUUGUCAAAAUUUAAUUAACAAUGAUCAAAUCUAUAACUCCUUAAUUACUAAUCAUGCAUUUAUUAUAAUUUUUUUUAUAGUCAUACCUUUUAUAAUUGGAGGAUUUGGAAAUUUUCUUAUUCCUCUAUUAUUAGGUUCACCAGAUAUAGCUUUCCCUCGAAUAAAUAACAUAAGAUUCUGAUUUUUACCACCUUCUUUAACUCUUUUAAUCAUAAGAAAUUUUAUUUACUCUGGUACAGGAACUGGGUGAACUAUUUAUCCACCACUUUCUUCUAAUACAUUCCAUAGAGGUCCCUCUAUUGAUCUCUCAAUUUUCUCUUUACAUAUCGCAGGAAUAUCUUCUAUUCUUGGUGCAAUUAACUUUAUUUCAACUAUUUUCAAUAUACAUCAUAAACUUUUAUCAUUAGAUAAAAUUCCUCUUUUAAUUUCAUCAAUUCUAAUUACAACUAUAUUACUUUUACUAGCUCUUCCAGUUUUAGCUGGAGUAAUUACUAUACUCCUUACUGAUCGAAAUUUAAAUACUUCAUUCUUCGACCCCUCAGGUGGUGGAGAUCCUAUUCUUUAUCAACAUUUAUUUUGA